UCAAGCUUUGAGUUUACAACCCAUUCAGCGAAAGCUGCUGGCUAAUCCAAAGAGGCUCAAAGUACAUAACUGUUCUGAACACGGAGAGUCAAGACGGAAACCAUGAGCAGUCUUCCAGGAACCACAUGUUUGGUCCUCUUAGUCUCUGUACUCCUUUUGACUGUCCCGGGUUCUCAUGGGGGGAAGAUCCUGGUGUUCCCAGUGGACGGCAGUCACUGGGUCAACAUGAACCUGCUGAUUGAGGGACUCCAUGCCAGAGGACACAACAUUACUGUGGUGCGAUCUGCUAGCAGCUGGUAUGUCAAGGAGAAGUCUCCCCACUACACCUCUAUCACGGUCCAUCUGCCAGAGACCAUCAACAUCGAGAGGCAGGACUUCUUUGUAUCCUUUCUUAGCCGCAUGUUGGAGAUCCAGAGGAAAGGUGCAUCUGUCCUCGCUUUCAUCUCCUUCUAUUGGGAGAUGCUCACUUCAUUGUCAGAAAUUCACCGGCAAGCCAGUCAGCUUGUGGUGGAGAUGUUUGAGAACCCACAGCUCAUGCAGAGUCUCCAGGACACUCAGUUUGAUUUGGUUCUCAUGGACCCUGGUCUGCCUGUGGGUGUUCUGGUGGCACAUCAACUGCAGCUCCCCACAGUUUUUAAUGUCCGCUGGAUCACCAGUGGAGAGGGACAUUUUGUGGUUGCUCCUUCUCCAAUCUCAUAUGUCCCCACUUCUGGGUGUGCAGUACCAUCUGAGAUGACUUUUGCUCAAAGAAUCAAAAAUAUGUUUCACUAUGCCCUUAACAUCUGUAUUGACACAUUUGUAGUGAGUCCUCAUUACAACAGACUGUGCGCCCGAUACUUUGGGCCCAACACCAACUUCUACCAUCUACUCCAGUCCAUUGACAUCUGGCUUAUGAGAGUGGAUUUUGUCUUUGAGUUCCCACGUCCAACUAUGCCUAAUAUUGUAUACAUUGGUGGGUUCCAGUGCAAACCUUCCAAGGCCUUGCCAUCAGAGCUGGAGGAGUUUGUGCAGAGCUCUGGAGAACAUGGGGUCAUUAUCAUGUCACUGGGGACUCUGAUCAAGGGCUUACCUAUUGACAUUACAUCUGGGAUUGCUGCAGCAUUCGCCCAGCUUCCACAGAAAGUCAUCUGGAGGCACCUUGGGGAGCAGCCUCAAAACUUGGGCAACAACACCCUGCUGGUGCAGUGGAUGCCCCAGAAUGACCUCCUAGGUCACCCUAAGGUCAAGGCCUUUGUGGCCCAUGGAGGGACUAAUGGUGUGUAUGAGGCUAUAUACCAUGGUGUACCGGUGGUAGGCUUGCCACUGCUAUUUGACCAGUUUGAGAACCUUCUGAGGUUGGAGGUUCGAGGGGCAGCUAAGGUACUGGAUGUCACCAAGCUCACCAGCAAGAUCUUCCUGGAGGCCCUGCAAGAUGUUCUGUACAAGUCCUCAUACCACAGCAAUAUGCAGCGUCUCUCCAGGCUCCAUCGAGACAAACCCCUCCAGCCUCUGGACAGUGCCUAUUUCUGGAUCGAGUUCGUCAUGAGGCACAAAGGAGCAAGCCACCUGCGCACAGAGUCCUAUAAGAUGCCAUGGUAUGCAUACCACUCCCUGGAUGUGAUCGGCUUCCUCCUGCUUGCUGUGGUGGUGCUGAUGGCUAUAGUGGUGGCCAUUUUCCACUUCCUGUGCUGCAGGGUCUGCAGGAAGAAGAAACCCAAGCAAGAGUGAGCACUGGUAUCAGAAUGAAAGAGAAGGGGAAGUGACUGCCACUCAUCACAUGACAGUCAGAAGAUAAGCUAUACUAUGCUAAAAAAAAAAAAA
This is a messenger RNA of Megalops cyprinoides (Indo-Pacific tarpon), 1800 nucleotides long. RefSeq names its product UDP-glucuronosyltransferase 2A3-like. Gene Ontology annotation, molecular function: UDP-glycosyltransferase activity. The record is from RefSeq and is a predicted model, not a curated record. The transcript is spliced from 2 exons. Bases 103 to 1707 code for a protein of 534 amino acids. Lineage: Eukaryota; Metazoa; Chordata; Actinopteri; Elopiformes; Megalopidae.